Messenger RNA from Calidris pugnax (ruff), 2758 nucleotides. Its product is annotated as acyl-coenzyme A thioesterase 1-like. Gene Ontology annotation, biological process: fatty acid metabolic process; acyl-CoA metabolic process. Gene Ontology annotation, molecular function: fatty acyl-CoA hydrolase activity. The coding region runs from base 39 to 1457 and encodes 472 amino acids. The transcript is spliced from 3 exons. The record is from RefSeq and is a predicted model, not a curated record. NCBI's taxonomy places the organism in Eukaryota, Metazoa, Chordata, Aves, Charadriiformes, Scolopacidae.
CCGGAAUCUGCCCCCACAGGCGGAAGCGACCCGGGGCCAUGUGGCAGGUCAUUGCCCUCUCCCUGUGCCGGGCGAGCUCCCGCGGCUGGCAGAAGCGGCUGCCCCAGCCCAGCCCCGCACCCGCAGCCCCGCAGCCCCGCAGCCCCGCACGGAGCCCCGGGACAGCCCCUGCCCGCGGCCUCUCCUCCAUGGCCCCCUCCAUCCGCCUCUCGCCCGCCGCCCGCAGCCUCUUCGAUGAGCCGCUGGCCAUCGCCGUGCGGGGCCUGGGCCCGCAGCAGCCCGUCACGCUGCGGACGUCCUUGCGGGACGAGACGGGCGAGCUCUUCCAGGCCUGGGCCCGCUACCGGGCGGGGGACGACGGGGAGCUGGACCUGGCCCGCUGCCCCGCGCUGCCGGGAGGCAGCUUCUCCGGCCUGGAGCCCAUGGGGCCGCUCUGGGCUCUGCAGCCCCAGAAGCCCUUCAGGCGGCUGGUGAAGAGGGACGUGCAGAGCCCCUUCCUCCUGCAGCUGGAGGUGUUUGAUGGCCACGGGGAGCCCCCCGGGCGGCUCCUGGCCCAGGCGCAGCACGAGCGGGCGUUCCUGCGGGACGGGGUGCGCAGAGUCCCGGUGCGAGAGGGGAGGAUCCGGGCGACGCUUUUCCUGCCCCCCGGAAAUGGCCCCUUUCCGGGCGUUAUUGACUUGUAUGGAACUGGAGGAGGACUCCCUGAAUACAGGGCAUGCCUGCUGGCCAACUAUGGCUUUGCUGUGCUGGCUCUGGCUUACUAUGGCUAUGAAGAUCUCCCCAAAGACAUGAAGGAAUUCCACCUGGAAUAUUUUGAAGAAGCCGUGAACUACAUGCUACAACACACCCAGGUUAAAGGUCCGGGGAUUGGGUUGCUUGGAAUCUCAAAGGGGGGUGACCUGUGCAUCUCCAUGGCCUCCUUCCUAAAGGGCAUCACGGCCACCGCCCUUAUCAACGGCUCAGUGGCAAAUGUGGGCUCAGUACUCCGCUACAAGGACAUCACCAUUCCGCCUCUCAGUGCCGAUGUAAAACGCAUCAAGCUCACCGAGUCUGGGAUUGCUGAUAUUGUGGAUGUACUGAACAACCCGCUAGAAGGGCCUGACCGCCAAAGCUUUAUCCCUUUGGAGAAGGCCGAGUGUCGCUUCUUGUUCAUUGUUGGUCAGGAUGAUCGCAACUGGAAAAGUGAAUUCUUUGCAGUUGAGGGGAGCAAACGUUUGCAAGCUCAUGGGAAGGAAAAGCCUGAGGUAGUCUGUUAUCCUGGGGCAGGGCACUACAUUGAACCCCCCUUUUUCCCGAUGUGUGCAGCCUCAAUGCACCUGCUAGUUGGAAAGCCUGUGGUGUGGGGAGGGGAGCCCAAGGCACACAGUGAGGCACAGGUAGAUGCUUGGCACCAGAUCCAAGCUUUCUUCCACAAACACCUCGCAGGCAAGCCAUCUGGAACAUCCAAUAAGCUGUGAUGUGAGUUAGGUUACUUUACUGAUCAAGAGGCUAGUGUUUCAAGUUUGUUUUGUUAAAUGGCUCUGAAUGAGAACAAAAAACAUCAGAGAAUAAGCUAUUGGGUUUCUUGGAGGAUGAUAGUGGGUGAGAGCAUGAGAGCUGCUUCCUUUUAACACCCUCCUUUAACCUUGCUUAGAGGCUGCCUGUUGUGUGUAGUAUGGGAUUACAAACUGGAAAAAUGGUGGUGGUAAGGCUGGGCCUGCUUUGAAUGUGAAUUUAAGUGGAAGGGAACUCAUCCAAGCUGAGAACUGGGAUGAAAAUUUGCCUUAGCUAUCUCAGAGGAAACAUGUUGUAUGCCCUUACAAGAGUCAGCUUCAUGCUCUAGUUUUGUCUGGAAGUAGCGACUCUCUUUUCCUCCAGCAAUCUCUCUGUUCUCCCUUUGCACUUCCCUCUCCUUUGGUGCUCCUUCCUCUUCUCCCACAUCACUGAAAUGCACCUUAACACCUUAACACUUAAUAUCUAAUAUUUCACUUACCAAAAGCAGCAAUACUUUACUUGCAUCUUCAGAUAACACAUCUCCCCUUUGUAGACAACAGCCCACGCGUAGCCUGACACAACGUUCUGAACACAGGCAUGUGGCCUAAAAAUGAGGCAUUUGUAUGGUUUUGGAAAGUUUGCAAGGAUGAAGGAACAGCAGAAUUGGACCAGUUGGUAGUCAUGCCGAGAACUGCUGGUGGGCCUCUCCUCAGCAGGGCUGGGCAUCCCUGUGUAGGUCCACAGCACUCUUGAGGGACAUUUUCUCCCUGCCUGGAUGUUCCUUUUAGUUCCUUCGUGGCUGCCAGCCUGUAAGCGCUGCCAAAAACUGGCGGGCAGCCGAGCUGGCCUGGCAGCUCCCUGAGGCAUCGUCUUUUCCUUGCCGUGUAGGCCAGCCAUGCAUGGGGUCGGCGUGGCUGUGGUGGCAACCGGCCCCUCUCCUGCCAGGCCCAGUGGGCCUCUGGCCUCCAUUUCUGCGUCCUCUCAGGAGCCGGGGGCAGCGGGGCCUGCUCACCCCGCACCAGGGGGCUGUCAGUCCUGUUUGCCACCCAGGGGCGAGUUUGACAGAAAAAGCACUGAGUAUCGCUCGUGGGGCGCUGGCGAGUUUGCACUAUUGUAUAAAGAUAAGUUUUUAAUACGUCGGUGCCUUACAAAGCCGAGUGGUUAUCGUCUAAAGUUGCUGUUUGUGUUUUACGUGAGUUGCGUUGGUGUGCUCAUGAUACGGUUUGCACUUACUGCAUUGUAAUUAUUAUUUUUUAACGGAUUAAACCCGAACGUUAACCUCUAC